ACAAGCAUUUUAUACUCAUCCCCGAGAAACUUUGCAAGGAAUUAUUUUUUAUUUUAUUUUUUUUUAUUUUCAUAUAACACAUGAAAAACAACUAUAGAAAUUCGUGGCUAUCGCCUUGAUAUCUUGAAUUAAACUAUGACAUUUAUAGCAACGUGACACCAACACUGCAAACUUUGAUAAUACAAAACAACGCUAAAGAGACGAAGGAUUUUUAAAUUAUCAGGGGAAUCUGUUCGACAAAACACACGAGUUUUGUCCGACCGUGAAAGGCACUCGAAAAACCCCACCGUGCCUCUGGCAUCCCGCGAUAAGUACCCGUAUAGGCGUGGAGAGGUUGAGUACUGUCGGGACAGUUGUUAACUUGUUAGUGCAUUGGUUACUGCCCUUGGAAAAACUGUCCGAACUGUCUGUCUAGUGCACAGCGUUUCGCUGGUCCAAAUUAAUUCGGAUCAAUCACGCUGCGAUGUCUUCGCCCGUAGCGGCUCCACCCCCUCCCCCGCACCGGGAUUCCAUGAGCACCCCUACCCCGACGUCCGUAGGAUCACCGCCAAUCACGCCGGCAGUCACCAGUACUCCAAGAACUUCGUCCUCACAAUCGAACCUCCCGGAUUAUGUUCAGACAUUAACGGUCAGAGAUGCCAACGGCCAAGUGAGAGAACUGGUGUUUCCCAAAGGACUGGAUCUGGACCGCCCGAAGAGAGCGCGAACGACGUUCACUUCGGAUCAGCUGGCUGCCCUGGAGCGGGAGUUCCGCAGAAACCAGUACCUGGUCGGCAGAGAACGCUCCCUGUUGGCAAGCAGGCUGGGGCUGUCGGAAACGCAGGUGAAAGUGUGGUACCAGAACCGCCGGACGAAGCACAAAAGAGAUCGAGAGAGAGAACACGAAGCGCCAACGACGGUACUGGCAUCAAGUGGUUCACUGCCGCCAAUAUCUCGGGCUCUUUUGCCACCCAUGCCACCCGCACAGACCAUCAGCACGUCCCUUUUCACGUUCACUCCAACGCCCACUUCCACUCUUGCUUCUACGACUGCCAGCAUUCACGCCAUUCCACCCAAGAUGUGUCAGACGACGCCGUCUCUGGCUGACAUCACGCCCAUAACCCCCGUCGCAGCCGAGGUGCGCAACGCCAACCUGGAACGGUGUGGACCCGACGUCUCGGAAGACCAGGAGAGCCGGAAUCCAGCCACUCCACCCGAACGAAAGCAACCAUCGCCCAAGUUAAAUAGGUCCUUGGGCGGCUUAGAAUACUCCCUCGGGGUGGGUAGUAUGGGCGGGCCUAUGGGUGGCAUGACGAAGGCUGGACUCACCUCAGCAGCUCAUGCCCUCGAGAUGUCCUUCUCGAAAAGCAUUCCAAGUUUUCUGGGGUCGUUUCACUCAGUGCCUCCUUCGGUGGCACCGUCUGCAUUCCGUCCUCUAUUCCAGCGCCCGUUGCAUCACCCACUGGCUCUGCAGCACCAUGCUAUGGCGCGCCCUCACCCAACAUGGCUGCCGUGAAUGAAAAGGUCCAGUCUCAUGAAAAUCCUCAUGCGAUGGAACAUUACUGCUCUCUCGGUAGCCUUCAGUUUUUUAGUCUUAGUUUUAUCCAGCUGAGUGCACAUUUACCAUUACUUUUUCGCUGUUACAAUCACCACUGUUUCCAACAUACAAUAGCUGUUACCAAUACAUUUCAAAAUGAUCCCAAAAUUUAGGGUAAAGUUUUUCUGUUGCUCUUAAAUUGUAUAAAAAAAAAAAAAAAAAAAAAAAUAUCAUAAAAAAAUUCACUUAGCGAUAAUUUUUGUCCUCAAAUACCAAUUUCAGUUUGCGUGACUUAAGUCAAUUGGCCAGGAUUGGAUCGAAACGUCUUAGAAGGUUUGUAUCAAUGCGACGUGCCUUAUCUUUUGCUUUCCAUGUAUAUCAGUCGUAGUCUGUAACCCAUGUAAAUAUAUAAAUAUAAUGUAUCUAACUCCGAUAAAAAGAUGUGCCUUUUGUAAAUAUGAUUUCAGUGCAAAUGUUUGUAUUCAUUACUUUUAAUAUUCAUCGGCAUAUGAAAGUUAGGUAGCAAUGAUUUUGUACCUAGGGUUCAGGAAACAGAUUCAAAUAAACUGAUAAAUGAACGGAACCGAUUCCAUCCUGUAGGUACAGGCAUUGAAUAACUUUUCCCUUAUGGCGUGCACGAAGACUAUGUCGUCAGUGAUUAAGGCAAGUAAUUAUACAAAUCACAGUUUAAAGAAGGGUACCACAAUAAUCAUACCACUAUUAAAACCCCCCUAAUAGUACCAACGGUGAUAAUAUAUAAUAAUAAUAAUAUUCCCAGACCCGUUAAAGGUCCAAGUGAGCAGGGAAGCAUCAAUCGGCGCUGAAGGACCAUUUAGCGUCUAACCGUCGAGGGCCUGACGAAACAAAAGGCGUUCUCACGAUCGCAAAUUUAAUGCUCUUUCAAACGACCAUCCGAUUUGGGUCCAUUAACCACCAAACCACUCGGAAAUUAAUCGUCUAACAAGCCGUGGUGGAUUUUCCGGAAACGACGGCGUCGCGCCUCCGUUGGAUACGAUUGCUCGAGUGCCCGAAGGGUUGUUGCCUGAAGAGAGGUCAUUAGAUUUUCGAUCUUAUGAGGACCCGCCGGGUAGCUGUGUAAUGGU
Messenger RNA from Macrobrachium nipponense, 2619 nucleotides. RefSeq names its product ventral anterior homeobox 1a-like. Lineage: Eukaryota; Metazoa; Arthropoda; Malacostraca; Decapoda; Palaemonidae. Gene Ontology annotation, cellular component: nucleus. Gene Ontology annotation, biological process: regulation of transcription by RNA polymerase II; brain development; neuron differentiation. The coding region runs from base 464 to 1495 and encodes 343 amino acids. Gene Ontology annotation, molecular function: RNA polymerase II cis-regulatory region sequence-specific DNA binding; DNA-binding transcription factor activity, RNA polymerase II-specific. The record is from RefSeq and is a predicted model, not a curated record. The transcript has 4 exons.